Messenger RNA from Drosophila takahashii, 1955 nucleotides. Its product is annotated as inhibitor of growth protein 1. Lineage: Eukaryota; Metazoa; Arthropoda; Insecta; Diptera; Drosophilidae. The record is from RefSeq and is a predicted model, not a curated record. Gene Ontology annotation, cellular component: nucleus. Gene Ontology annotation, biological process: positive regulation of DNA-templated transcription.
AUAUAUCAAUACGCACACAUACGAGCAGUACAGUCGCAAGUUGCGAACCGCAGCGCCAUAUAAAAAGUUGGAACUGAGUGGAAUCGGAGCGAUAUAUAGCCAGCCGAUCCCUUCCAGAGCGCCGGACGAGCAGAUCCCACGACCCCGAACCGAUGUCGCGGCGGGAAUAGAGAGAUAGAGCGAUUCGCAGCCCAAACAAGAUGAUAAACCCCAUUGCCUCCGAAUCGGAGGCCAUUAACUCGGCCACCUAUGUGGACAACUACAUUGAUUCCGUGGAGAAUCUGCCGGACGACGUGCAGCGCCAGCUGUCCCGCAUCCGCGACAUAGACGUCCAGUACAGAAGUCUCAUCCGCGACGUGGACCACUACUACGACCUGUAUGUUUCCCAGAGUUCCUCUCCGGAUGCCGGGCGGCGCUCGAGGAGCAUCUCGCGGAUGCACACGAGCCUCAUCCAGGCGCAGGAACUGGGCGACGAGAAGAUGCAGAUUGUCAACCACAUGCAGGAGAUAAUCGACGGCAAGCUGCGCCAGCUGGACACCGAUCAGCAGAAUCUGGACCUCAAGGAGGAGCGCUAUGCGUCGCUGCUGGAGGAUGGCCAGCCCACCAAGCUGCAGCGCCUGCAGAGUCCCAUGCGCGAGCAGGGCAACCAAGUGGGCGCCGGCAAUGGAGGCCUGAAUGGGAAUGGUUUGAUCACGGGAAAGGAUCACUAUGGAGUCUGUGUUCUGCCCGGUUCCAGUGCCAUAGCCACGGGCAACGGCGGCAGCUCCACGCCCAAUUCAGAGCGCUCCAGUCACGUGAGCAACGGCGGCAACAGCAACUCCAAUGGCAACCUCACUAGCGGCGGUGGGGAUCUCCAGCGCACCGGCAGCAAGCGCUCGAGGCGGCGGAACGAGAGCCUGGUCAACAACGGCGGCAGCUCCCUGGAGAUGGGCGGCAACGAGUCCAAUUCGGCCAACGAGGCGAGUGGCAGCGGCGGCGGCGGCAGUGGCGAGCGCAAAUCCUCGCUGGGCGGAGGCAGUGCAGCGGGCCAAGGACGCAAGGCCAGUCUGCAGGCGGCCUCGGGCAGCUUAGCCAGCGGUUCUGCAUCUACAAGCAGUGCGGCUGCGGGAGGAGGAGGAGGAAAUGCUGCUAGUGGCAGCGGAGCAGGCGUUGUCGGUGGUGCCAACAAUUCGGGGAAGAAAAAGAAGCGCAAGGUGCGCGGCUCGGGGGCUUCUAAUGCGAAUGCCAGCACGCGCGAGGAGACGCCGCCGCCGGAGACCAUAGAUCCCGACGAGCCGACCUACUGUGUCUGCAAUCAGAUCUCCUUUGGCGAGAUGAUCCUGUGCGACAACGACCUGUGCCCCAUCGAGUGGUUCCACUUCUCGUGCGUCUCCUUGGUCCUCAAGCCGAAGGGCAAGUGGUUCUGCCCCAAUUGCCGCGGCGAACGACCCAACGUGAUGAAGCCGAAGGCGCAGUUCCUCAAGGAACUGGAGCGCUACAACAAGGAGAAGGAGGAGAAGACCUAGAACCCAGCCCAUUGCUCUGUGUUUAACACCAGGCUCUGUAAAAUAUUCGAUCCUAAGCUUUACCUUAAUGUAUAUUUAAUGACUCGCUUCUACCCGAUCCCCCACUUUCAUCCAGUUUAGAGAUCCCCCUGCUUCAGUGGUUAAAGGUCGUCGGUUUUCAUUUAAAGUUUCUGUACAAAUAAUACCUUUCUCGAUGUAAACACACAACACACACACAAAACUCGUAUAAUUAGCGUACACCUUAACUUAAUUUACGGUAAUAAACGUUGAUAUUCAAAAACCCCAUUGAUUUCUUGGCCCCAAGGACCCCGAAUUUGCUAUUAGCUAUCUAGUAGUUUUACGAAUCUAUUUGUUUAAUUGUCGUUUAGCAGACUAAGGCAUUCGAUUUAUACAUUAGUAUAAUUGAUCGUGUACAAAGGUGUGUAAAAUAUAUAAAUUUAUAUAAAACUA